Trichomycterus rosablanca is the source of this 2867-nucleotide messenger RNA. RefSeq names its product nucleoporin 107 (gene nup107). The transcript has 26 exons. Gene Ontology annotation, cellular component: nuclear pore; nuclear pore outer ring. Bases 44 to 2791 code for a protein of 915 amino acids. The record is from RefSeq and is a predicted model, not a curated record. Gene Ontology annotation, biological process: protein import into nucleus; mRNA export from nucleus; post-transcriptional tethering of RNA polymerase II gene DNA at nuclear periphery. Gene Ontology annotation, molecular function: structural constituent of nuclear pore. Lineage: Eukaryota; Metazoa; Chordata; Actinopteri; Siluriformes; Trichomycteridae.
GCCGCGGAAUACGCGUGAAGGCGCGCUACAAAACGCAACCGAAAUGGACUGGAGUCUGAACUCCCCGGUGGUUCGAGAGUCGGAGGUGACGCGAGCCGCACGAAGGAGAAGCAAGAAGGUGGCGUUUCCACUCGCGCAGGAUGAGUCUCCAUCGGCUUCCUCCACCACGCCGGCUCGCCCGCUGCUGCGACAGACGCCCGGCUCGCUCCUCAAACAGUCGUUCACCCCCAGAAGUGCCCUCAGGAACCCGGACGUGUCGGCCAUCGUGGGUACGGGGAGCAGGCCGUCCCGCUUCAUCAACACGCCACGUCCCAAAAGCGGUCCGAGCAUGAACCUGGACGACAGCGACUGGACCAACAGUUUGUACCCGUCGCCGGUCUCUGUUCUGGGAGACGGCAGCUUCACAGAGGAGAUGAACACGAGCGCCGUGAUGCUGAAGGAGGACGACCCCGGAGAGGCUGCGUCCGUGAGUCUGUUCCCGGAUUUCCUCCAGUCGUACCUGCGCCACUCGUCCAGCGCCUUGUUCGAUCUGUUGGAUGAAUACGAGUCCGUCUGUCAGGAGAAGGUCAGCACUCUGCAGAAGCUGGUGCAGCGCUCGUCCUCCAGCCAGCAGAAAUCGUCCAAAACCGCCAGCAUCACCUGGCUCCUACAGCAGGAAAUGGUUACCUGGAGACUCAUCAACUCGCUCUACAGGGACAGGGUCCAGACAGCCAUGGAAGACGGUCUAAUGAUGGACAUAACGACUCCCAGUGAAAGUGAGAAGGCCAUCAUGGAGCAGUUCUUCCAGACGGACAGCAUGGUCCGACAGAGCCAGUUGGUCGUGGACUGGCUGGAGAGCAUCGCCAAGGAUGAAAUCGGCGACUUCUCUGAUAACAUCGAGUACUACGCCAAAUCUGUGUACUGGGAGAACACACUACACACCCUGAAGCUGAGGCGUGAGCAGACCAGUGCGUCCUUCAGCAGACCGCUGGUGACCGAGCUGGACCCCGACGCCCCCAUCAGACAGAAGAGGCCGCUGGCUGAUCUGGACCGAGAGGACGACGCCCGCCUGCUCAGAUAUAUCUACACCCUCAUCCGCGCUGGAAUGACUGAUGAGGCUCAGAGACUGUGUAAGCGGUGUGGACAGGCUUGGCGCGCUGCCACUCUGGAAGGCUGGAAGCUUUAUCACGAUCCGAACAUCAAAAACGGUGAAUCCGAGCUGGAGCCGGUGGAGGGAAAUCCUCACAGGUGUGUUUGGAAGGUGUGCUGCUGGAGAAUGGCAGAGGAGGAGCAGUUUAACCGGUAUGAAAGAGCCAUUUACGCUGUGCUGAGUGGAAACCUCCGACAGCUGCUGCCGGUGUGUGAGUCGUGGGAGGACACUGUCUGGGCGUAUUUCCGUGUGCUGGUCGACACUCUGCUGGAACAGGAGCUCCGUUCAUCAGGUCUCAGUCAUGAAGAGCUGGAGGGUCUGCCCAGAGAGUACCUGGAGACCAGCUGGACGAUGGAGAAAGUGUUCGAGGAGCUCCAGGCGACCGACUCAAAGAGGGUUCUGGAGGCCACGAAGGAGCAUUACCACAUCGUCCAGAAGUUCAUCAUCCUCGGAGACCUGGACGGUCUUCUGGACAAGUUUGCUGAUUGGUUAGGAAAGACUCCGCCUCUGCCGGCGCAUCUCCUGCGCUUCAUGUCUCACCUGCUGCUGUUCUUCCGCAGUCUGGGCCUGCAGCUGAAGGAUGAGGUGUGUGUGGACGUGCUGAAGGCCUACGUCUCUCUCCUGGCGAAGGAGAAACGGGUGGAGCUGAUAGCCUUUUACGUCAGCCAUCUUCCCGCCGACGUGGCCGUGACCCAGUACGCUGGCUUCCUGGAGGAGGUGACGGAGAACGAUCAGCGCAGGCGUUGCCUCGAGCUCGCCGGCCAGGCUGGUCUGGACGUAGCAGCGGUCACUAAGACGGUGGUAGAGACCGUUCGAGAGAGGGACGCUGAGGAGUUCACACACCAUGACCUCACCCCUGCACUGGACACUGGAACUACAGCGGAGGACCAGCAGAAGAUCGACGUCAUCGACUGGCUGAUCUUUGACCCAGCCCAGCGAGCUGAGGCUCUGAAGCAGAGCAACGCCAUCAUGAGGAAGUUCCUGGCCUCAAAGAAGCAUGAAGCUGCUAAACUGGUCUUUGCCAAAGUCCCAGAGGACUCCAUGAGGGAGAUCUUCCGUCAGUGGGAGGAACAGGGAAUGGACACGCCACAGCCUGCUGAGGUGGAGAACGCCAUCCGAGAACAUCUCUGUAUCCACGCCUACCUGGAAGCUCAUGAGUCCUUCAAUGAGUGGUUCAGACACAUGAACUCGCCUCCCGUGAAGCCCACUCCACCCGCUCAGGCCAAAUUCACAGAGACGGUCGCCUACGAGAUGAAGGAGAAAGAGUACAAGUUGGAGUUUGAGAACUGGAAGGGCCGACUGGACGUUCUGACCGAGGAGGUGAAAGAGAGGAUCUACAACGUCCUGCUGUUUGUGGACGGAGGCUGGAUGGUGGACGUCCGAGAGGAUGCCGAGGAGGACUCCGACCGCUCCGUUCAGAUGGCUUUGCUGCGGCGCUUGUGUUUGCCCAUGAUGGCGUUCCUGCUGCUGACGGUGCUGCAGAGAGCCGAGCGUCACCAGGAGAGCCUUCGUCUGGCUGAAAUCAUCGCCUCCGACCAGCACCGGCUCUACGAGGUCUUCUCUAAGGACGAGCUGCAGAAGUUUCUCCAGAAGAUGAGGGAGUCGUCCCUGCUGCUGUUAGAUAAAGGACUGGAUCCUCUCGGCUACGAGCUCCAAUCCUGAUCUCCUUCUAGUCCUGGGUCAAAUGAUCAUCAUCAUUUUUCCUCUUUUGUACCUAAAUAAAGAUUUCUGAGCCGUA